Molecule: messenger RNA, 1101 nt
Organism: Drosophila innubila
Lineage: Eukaryota; Metazoa; Arthropoda; Insecta; Diptera; Drosophilidae
Gene: Pex14
Product: peroxisomal membrane protein PEX14
Exons: 3
Coding region: 97-933 (278 amino acids)
Biological process (GO): protein import into peroxisome matrix, docking
Cellular component (GO): peroxisomal importomer complex; peroxisomal membrane
Molecular function (GO): signaling receptor binding
Source: RefSeq, a predicted model, not a curated record
CAUAAAGGUCAGUAUCACUUCCCCAGCCAAUUCGUUCUAUGUUGCACUUGGAUUUUAAUUAAUUAGAACAAAAUUGAAAUAAGCGUCAAUAUAAAAAUGUCGAACAAUAACACGGACACGGGCGAUACAACAAUAACAACGAGUACAUCCGUACAGGAUUACAACCCGAAUCCCAACGAUGGGGAGCCAUUGGAGCCCCGAGAAUCGCUGAUAACUACAGCUGUAAGCUUUCUACAAAAUACCAAAGUGCGACACACUACACUCAUCCAAAAGCAGCAAUUUUUGCGGUCCAAAGGUCUUACAGCUCAUGAAAUACAGUUAGCAUGUGAGAGAGCCGGUGUUUUUAGCCAAGAUCCGAACAAUCCAAACACUGUCAUAAAUAUCGGGUCACAGCUGGCGGUGUUGCCACAACAAACGGCCUUCGGCAGGCUGCGGGAAAUGCUACACACGACCGCACUGUUCAGUGGUCUCAUCUAUGGCAUCUUUUUGUUCUGGCGGAAAUACAUUGCACCGUUUCUGUUUGGAAAGCCUAAGAAGAAGCCAGUUGAGAAAGCCUUGGAGGACAUUGAUAAGAAGGUGGAAACCAGCAGUGAAUCCCUCAAUAAGGAGAUAACAUUGGUCAAGGACAUGAUUACGUUGCAGCAGAAGGAGCAGACGCAACAAAUUAAUCGUGAAUUCAGUAAUUUUCGCAGCGAUCUGGACGCGAUUAAGGGUUUGCUAUUAAAUCGCAAACAAUUUGCAUCGCCAGUGGCUUCCAUGACGUUGCCCACCAUCCCAACCUGGCAAUUGGCCAGCUCGCCGCAUCAUCAUCGCCAUAGCAACAAUAGUCAAUCCGAUGAUAAUGAGAAGGCUGAUGAUGCCGGAUCUGGCUCGGGAUCAUCUGAAACCGAAGUGGUCACCAAGAACAGUGAUUCUAGCUUAGAGAUCAUGUAAUAAGCAAUCUAAAGGCUUUAAUAUAUAGCUUAUAUAAACUGGCUAUAUAUUCAAAUUUAAUUUGUAUAUUGAAUUGAUAUAGAAUUGAUUUAGACGGUUUUGCGUUUGCGAUUUAGCAUUUAAGUUUAAUAGUCCAUGGCUAAUCCAUAUCCAUAAUCGCUACCAAAA